Molecule: messenger RNA, 1116 nt
Organism: Polypterus senegalus (gray bichir)
Lineage: Eukaryota; Metazoa; Chordata; Cladistia; Polypteriformes; Polypteridae
Product: zona pellucida sperm-binding protein 4-like
Exons: 9
Biological process (GO): prevention of polyspermy; binding of sperm to zona pellucida
Cellular component (GO): egg coat
Molecular function (GO): structural constituent of egg coat; acrosin binding
Source: RefSeq, a predicted model, not a curated record
GCAGACUGUGAAGCCAACAACUGUUGCUACGAUUCCAGCAGCAACACCAGUCCAUGCUACUAUGCCAAUGAUGUGACUGUGCAGUGCACCCUGGAUGGCCAGUUUGUGGUGGUGGUGUCUGAGAAAGUGACCCUUCCUCCCCUGAAUCUUGGGUCCAUCCAGUUGGUGAACAGCAGUUACCCCAGCUGCAGCCCUGUGACCAGCCUGCCCAGCUUUGUCGUGUACCAGUUUCCAGUCAGUGCCUGUGGCAGCACAGUUCAGGUGUCUGGUGGUAAUGUGACUUACCAGAACACAAUGUUUGCUGCCAUCACUAGGGUGAGUGAACCAGAGGUCUCCAUCACCAGAGACAGUGUCUACAAGUUAUUCUUCCAGUGCACAUACUCAGGAAGCCAGGAUGUGCAAGUGGAGGCUGAGGUGUAUACUGUGGCGCCACCUCUUCCAGUAGUAGAGCAAGGGCCAUUUGACCUGGAAUUGGUCAUUGCAACAGAUUCCUCCUGUGGCUCCUACUAUGUGGAUACUGACUACCCAGUGACCAAAACUCUGAGGGAUCCUGUGGCUGUGGAAGUGCACAUUGUGAACAGGACUGACCCUAACCCUGUGCUGACUCUUGGGGACUGCUGGGUCACCCCAGGACCUUCUGCUUCCAGCCAUCCACAGUGGAGGCUUCUGGUGAAUGGAUGCCCAAACACAGGAGACAACUAUUUGACCAGCUUGGUGACUGUGGACAGCACAUCUGGAGUGGCCUACCCAAGUCAUUACAAGAGAUUUGUUUUUGAGAUGUUUGUGUUUGUGGAUCCUGUAGCUCAGCAAGCCUUGGCUGAAAAGAUCUUCAUCUACUGUGUUGCUGCUGCCUGCUAUCCAUCUGCCACAGACCCCUGUACUCAAAGCUGCCCUGCAAAAAUAUCUGGCACAGCUGCAGACAAGUUGGCACGAAUUCAUUCAUCCAGGAAGAAUGUGCUCCUACAGUGGUCCUGUCCUCCUUGAGACUGACCAGGUGCAAACAUCCAGACUGGAGCAUGAAGCCUCUCUUCCCACUGGAUACCUGGUGUUGGGAGCUGCAGCUGCCAUCUUGAUGGUGGUCCUGGUUUUGUCUACAGUUGCUGUGAGAAGGUUGAA